AUGACUCCUCCUGUCGUAUUUUCACCUCUUAUUCCCACCAUUUCUCUCCUAAUUGCUUUUACAGUGCCUGUCUCUGGCACAAUCGAUGUACGCUCUGGAACUAUAGAGAGGCCACCACUGGACAAGCCACUUUUCGCCAUCCAGAUCGGUAGCAUAGUCGCUUCCUACGUGAUCUUUGUUGCUGUUCUCCUUGCUCUCCUCCUCUUUGUUGGCCGAAGACUGCGUCGUUCGGUGCACUCAUCAAACUACUCACUGCAGAUGGAAAUAUUGAGGCCGAUUAAACCCCCGCCCAGUAUAGAUCCCAGUCCAGUCUCUCCAAUAGCACAGAGCAUCCCAAGCCCAAGCAAGUCAAAGUCAAGCCGAUUCAUCUCGUCGUGGGGAAGCCUUCCUGCAUUGAGACCUUCUCAGUCAUCGAUCAACGGCAGCAUGGUGACAGUGGAUGAAUCUAUCGUCGCCUCCGAUCGGCGACGAGCCCAGGAUGAAAUGGAGAUGCUAUAUGCGGCGGUCAUGGAGUACGAUGCCCAGAAAGCUUCGGGCGUUGAUAUUUCUGCGGGAGAGGCAGACUUCCAGACGAAGACCCCAGACAGCCAGUAUAGCAAUCCGUUCACCGACCGUCACGCCUUGCAGCUUUCAGAGAUACCUCCUGCCGUGCCACCCAAGUCUCCAAAUCCAUUCAACUCAUCUCGCCUCUCGAAGCUGUUCAGCUCGAGAUCAGGCUCGAAUCCUGACAUGGGCAGGCUGAAGUCCCCCAAGUUCUCAGUCCGAAAAAUGAACAUUUCCUCUCCUCUUGCCUCACCAGAUACGAGCGCUCCGACAUACCUUGGACACGAGCAGCCGCUAUCACCGCGGCUCUACAACCCAGGCCCUCCACCAGCUGCUCCAUCAGCCGGUCUUCGGAUGCCAUCAGCAGUCGCGCAAGUGCUGCCUCGACCGUCGGGGCGAGCCCGGCCACCGGCUCCACUGACCCUAGCUACUACACCCCAAUCUACCUCCUCUCUACCAUUUCGUGAUGCUUACCCGGAUUCUCUGAAGACUGCGCCUGCCACGAAAACAACAAUUCUGGAAAGGCCGGACAAAAACAGGGGACCCAUCACAGGAGUGCCUACUCCAUACACUCCGUAUAUGCCAUUCACUCCUGUGACACCAUUUACACCGGGGCGAAUUGUGAGUAAACGACAACGCAAAAGGGAAGAGCGUAGCAACGGCCUGCGGGUUUUGAAUGAAGAUGAUCUGGUUAAAGAUGACGAUGACAUAUGGGGUUAG
This is a messenger RNA of Penicillium taxi, 1263 nucleotides long. RefSeq lists its product as uncharacterized. The record is from RefSeq and is a predicted model, not a curated record. NCBI's taxonomy places the organism in Eukaryota, Fungi, Ascomycota, Eurotiomycetes, Eurotiales, Aspergillaceae. The transcript has a single exon. Bases 1 to 1263 code for a protein of 420 amino acids.